Molecule: messenger RNA, 2225 nt
Organism: Sphaeramia orbicularis (orbiculate cardinalfish)
Lineage: Eukaryota; Metazoa; Chordata; Actinopteri; Kurtiformes; Apogonidae
Gene: rbfox1
Product: RNA binding fox-1 homolog 1
Exons: 12
Coding region: 242-1483 (413 amino acids)
Biological process (GO): regulation of alternative mRNA splicing, via spliceosome; nervous system development
Cellular component (GO): cytoplasm; nucleus
Molecular function (GO): mRNA binding
Source: RefSeq, a predicted model, not a curated record
AUCGUACGGGACCGACUGCUGCUGCUGCUACUGCUUCCUUCAAGCUCUAUCUCUGCUCACUCUCUACUAUUUCUUUUCUUUUUCCUUUAUACUGUACUUGUCCGACUCCCCCCUCUCUCUCUCUUUCUCUCUCUCUCUCUCUCUCUGUCUCUCUCUCUGGCUGUGUGCUCCUUGCUGCUCAGAUCAGGGUUGUACACUGUCGGGGUUCAGGGGGUUUGUGUUGUGAGAUAGAGGAGGGAACAUGCAGCAUCCUGGAGGAACAUGCGUGGCGUUACCCAAUGUGGACGCCUGUCCUCAGCUGUCCUGCGCCGCCCUCACAUUCAUGUAUUUACAGCAGGGUAACCAGGACACACCGGCACCCCCGGACCCAUCCAUGGCCCAAGCUUACCCAACAGCCCAGUUUGCCCCUCCUCCCCAGAAUGGUAUUCCAGCUGAGUUUACGGCUUCACAUCCCCACCCACACCCACAUUCCCACCCGCAUCCUCACCAGCACCCGGCAGCACCGCAGGACUACACCGGUGUCCAGGCCUCCGUCAGUGAGCAUCCACUCAACAUUUACCAGUCUUCACAGAGCCACAGCGAGCAGAGCGGGUCAGACUCCAGCAGUCAAACGGUCACCGGCACAGCCACACAGACAGAUGACACUGCUCAGACAGAGAGUCAGCCUCCGACACAGACUGCACCUGAAAGCACAGACAGCAAGACUCAGCCCAAGAGACUUCAUGUGUCCAACAUCCCCUUCAGGUUCAGAGACCCAGACCUCAGGCAAAUGUUUGGCCAAUUUGGCAAAAUCUUAGAUGUGGAAAUCAUCUUCAACGAGCGUGGCUCUAAGGGUUUUGGGUUCGUAACAUUCGAACAUAGCGUGGACGCCGACAGGGCCAGGGAGAAAUUACAUGGCACCGUGGUAGAAGGCCGUAAAAUAGAGGUCAACAAUGCAACAGCUCGAGUAAUGACAAAUAAGAAGACUGUCAACCCAUAUGCAAAUGGCUGGAAGUUAAAUCCAGUGGUCAGUGCUGUCUACAGCCCAGAAUUCUAUGCAGUCCCAGGUUUUCCCUACCCAGCAGCCAGUGCAGCAGCAGCAGCGGCGUACAGAGGAGCCCACCUACGGGGUCGAGGUCGCACCGUCUACAACACGUUCAGGGCAGCCACUCCAUCGCCCCACAUCCCAGCGUAUGGAGGUGUUGUUUACCAGGAUGGAUUUUAUGGUGCAGAUAUUUAUGGUGGUUACGCUGCCUACAGAUAUGCCCAGCCUACUGCUGCCACAACUGCUGCAUACAGUGACAGUUAUGGACGAGUAUAUGCUGCCGACCCCUACAACAACACAUUCACUCCAGCAGCCACAUACAGCGUUGGUGCCAUGAACGCCUUCGCUCCUCUGACGGACGCCAAAACCCGGAGCCAUGCAGAUGACGUGGGGCUGGUGUUGUCGUCUCUUCAGGCCAGUAUAUACCGGGGAGGGUACAGCCGCUUCGCACCCUAUUAGCAACACCUUCAACCUAAUAUUCAACCUUCCGACAGGACAGACAGAAAGUGUGUGUGUGCACGAUUGUGUGAGCGAAUGAGAUCAACGAAGAGUUAUCGGAGGAGAGACGUUACUGAGGCCUGGGUAUUGCAAUACAUGCAGUUUGUGCAUCAUUUCAGCAUCUCCUAAGAGAGAAGUAAAAAAAAAACAAAAAAAAACAAAAGAAUAAGAAUAAAAUGACAGCUGAUAUUUUUCAUCUUAUACCUCAGAUAUUUGUGCUGUGUAUUUUGAUAUUGUGGGUUUUUAAUUUCUAAAGAUUUAAACAUAGAUUAUCAGCUGUAAAGGUUUUUUCCAUGGUACUAAUAGAAAGCUACUAGGGUAACAAUUAGGACACAGGAAAUAUUUAUCAGAUUCAAACUGUUAGGGCUUGUAUAGAACUCCAACCCUGUAAGAUAGGUCAUAGUCACAAUUUGGGGGUUUUAUGUAUUAUGUAAGAGUGUUCUAGUGACUAUGCUAGUCAAGUGUUUGUUGUUUUCUUCUCUCAGCUUUCUCCUGCACUUCCUCUGUGAGUUUAGCAACGAUAGCGUUUUUACUUUGGUUUGGGAGGAAGUCAAGAGAGCCUAGAAAACAUCGACAAAAAAAAAUAAGUUCUUUUGUACCGUUUUUAUGGCACAUGGUGAUAAAUUCGAAGCUGAGAGCAGACGUGACUAUAUUCUUUGGAAAAUUUGUUCCGAUGCAAAAAAAAAAAAAUUGUUUUUUCAUU